GCGGAGACCGGAUCCGAGGUGCCGCCGCCGGACGGGACUCUAAGAUGAAGUUAUGGGAUGUCGUGGCUGUCUGCCUGGUGCUGCUCCACACCGCGUCCGCCUUCCCGCUGCCCGCCGGUAAGAGGCCUCCCGAGGCGCCCGCCGAAGACCGCUCCCUCGGCCGCCGCCGCGCUCCCUUCGCGCUGAGCAGUGACUCAAAUAUGCCAGAAGAUUAUCCUGAUCAAUUUGAUGACGUCAUGGAUUUUAUUCAAGCCACCAUUAAAAGACUGAAAAGGACACCGGACAAACAAAUGGCUGUGUUUCCCAGAAGAGAGCGAAACCGGCAGGCCGCAGCCGCCACGCCGGAGAACUCCAGGGGGAAGGGCCGGCGCGGACAGAGGGGCAGAAACCGGGGUUGUGUCCUCACUGCUGUCCACUUGAAUGUCACCGACUUGGGUUUGGGCUACGAAACCAAGGAGGAGCUGAUUUUUCGGUACUGCAGCGGCUCCUGCGAGGCCGCCGAGACGAUGUACGACAAAAUAUUAAAAAACUUAUCCAAAAAUAGAAGGCUGGUGAGUGACAAAGUAGGGCAGGCCUGUUGCAGACCCGUCGCCUUCGAUGACGACCUGUCGUUUUUGGACGACAGCCUGGUUUACCAUGUCCUAAGAAAGCAUUCCGCUAAAAGGUGUGGAUGUGUCUGACUCCGGCUCCAGAGA
Molecule: messenger RNA, 695 nt
Organism: Pteronotus mesoamericanus
Lineage: Eukaryota; Metazoa; Chordata; Mammalia; Chiroptera; Mormoopidae
Gene: GDNF
Product: glial cell derived neurotrophic factor
Exons: 3
Coding region: 45-680 (211 amino acids)
Biological process (GO): positive regulation of branching involved in ureteric bud morphogenesis; peripheral nervous system development; negative regulation of neuron apoptotic process
Molecular function (GO): glial cell-derived neurotrophic factor receptor binding; receptor tyrosine kinase binding; growth factor activity
Source: RefSeq, a predicted model, not a curated record